CAAUCCUCUCUCUCCCCACCCCUUCCUUCAAAUCCCACUUUUCUUCUGUGUUUUUUCUUUUUUUCAUCAGACAAGUGUCUCAUCUUCUUCCAGAACCCAGAAAAGAUCAGUUAUGUGUGGUCAAACGCUCUUCCUUUUCAACAUCUUUCCAACCCUUUAAUCCCUGCAACCUUUUCUUCUUCAUCCAUGGCCGGUAGUAAUGAAAUCAACGCUAAUGAAGCCAAGAAAGUGGUUCCGCUUCAUACAUGGAUCUUAAUCUCCAACUUCAAACUAGCUUACAAUAUGCUCCGGCGACCGGACGGCACUUUCAACCGUGAGUUAGCUGAGUUUCUUGAUCGCAAAGUGGCGGCCAACACCGUUCCGGUGGACGGUGUGUACUCUUUCGACGCGGGACUGGAUCUCGUUCAAGAUUGGCAAUUGGCAUAUGUUGAUGGGCUACAAAAUGCAGGGCAAGAAGUGAAGCUUUUGUUCUUGAAAAAGGCGACGAUCGGGUUCUAUUUCUUGCCCAAUAACGAGCAUUUCUACACCUUAAUGGAUGAGAUCAAAAGCUUUGUGAGCUCUUAAUUAACCCUUUUGUUCAUAGAUCAUGAAAUCAAGAAGAAACCCCCCCAAAAAAAGACUUAACUUUUCAACUACAGAAGAUACAUAACAAAAGCUUUUGACAUUUUUAUUACUACUACUAUUAUUAGUCUUUCUUUGCUUCUUUUUCA
Messenger RNA from Cynara cardunculus var. scolymus (artichoke), 710 nucleotides. Its product is annotated as gibberellin receptor GID1B-like. Lineage: Eukaryota; Viridiplantae; Streptophyta; Magnoliopsida; Asterales; Asteraceae. Bases 187 to 564 code for a protein of 125 amino acids. The record is from RefSeq and is a predicted model, not a curated record. The transcript is spliced from 3 exons.